Molecule: messenger RNA, 2955 nt
Organism: Cyclocybe aegerita
Lineage: Eukaryota; Fungi; Basidiomycota; Agaricomycetes; Agaricales; Hemipholiotaceae
Source: the annotation of a GenBank genome assembly
AUGCGCACCUUGCAUUUCCUAGGAGUUGUUGCCCUUCUCUUGGUCGACCAGUCUUCGGCUUUCAAGGCGCACGACUUCAAGACAUGCUCUCAGUCCGGUUUCUGUAGACGGGGACGCGCCCUUUCUGCUCGCGCCAAAGAAGCAAAAUCCUCUUGGGUGUCUCCUUACUCGGUGGAUUCUUCGAGUGUCCAUAUUUCACCAGAUCACGCCGUCUUCACCGCGACGGUCAAGUCAUCUCUCUACCCUGAAAUCAACUUCGGCUUGGAAGUUCGCAUUCAGGACAAUGGGGUCGCCAGAGUGCGUAUGGACGAAGUUGGAGGAUUGAGGAAACGUUACGACGAAGCAGCAUCCUGGGCCUUGAUUGCGGAGCCCGUCCUAAGCAAGACCAUCAAGUGGACAGCAGGAAAGAAGGAUAUACGCGCCAUUUAUGGCGACAAGAAGGACAUCGAAGUCGUAGUCGCCUAUGAACCUUUGCGAGUUACUCUUCUCCGAAAUGGCAAAGAGCAAAUUGUCCUUAACGGACGUGGCCUCUUGCACAUGGAACAUUUCCGCAAUAAGAUUGAACCUCCAACUGCAAUUGAAGAACCUGAGCCGGUCGAGGGUGAAGGAGCUGAGGGUGAAAAGGUCGAAGGGGAAGUUGAAGGUCAAGCUGUGCUCAAGGCAGAGCCUGAAAACCCCGGCGCCUGGUUUGAGGGCAAGGAGGAAGACGCGCUCUGGGAAGAAACCUUCCUCCAAUGGACGGACUCCAAGCCGAAAGGACCCGAGUCUCUUUCCCUUGACAUUACCUUCCCGAACCAUGGUUCAGUAUACGGCAUUCCUCAACAUGCUACCCGACUUGCCUUACCCUCGACCGAAGGCGAGAACCCAACAUUCACGGACCCUUAUCGACUCUAUAAUGCCGACGUCUUCGAAUACCUCGCGUCUUCACCCGUAUCGCUAUACGGAUCCAUCCCUCUCAUGCACGCCCAUUCAGCUGAUUCGACUGUCGCCGUCUUCCACGUCGUGGGCUCCGAAACCUGGAUCGACGUCUCUCAUCCAUCCGACAAAUCUACGGAGACCCAUUGGAUUUCGGAAUCUGGUAUCCUCGAUACUUUCCUUUUCCCAGGACCCACCGCAGAGGAAGUCUUCAAGCAGUACGCUCGUCUCACCGGCACGCCAGUUCUUCCGGCCCAGUGGAGCUUGGGAUACCAUCAGUGCCGUUGGAACUACAUUAGCUCGGAAGACAUCAGGACCGUUCAGAAACGCUUCGACGAAGAGGAUAUACCCGUCGACGUCUUCUGGCUUGAUAUUGAAUAUUCAGUGGAUCACAAGUACUUCAUGUGGAACGAGAAAUCUUUCCCUGACCCGGUCGAAAUGACUAACGACGUUGCUGCUAAUGGCCGCAAGAUGGUCGUUAUCGUAGACCCACAUCUCAAACGUGUCUCGGACUACCCUGCCUACAAGAGCGCGUCUGACCUCGGUAUCCUCGUCAAGCCGAAGAGUGGCGAGGGUGAGUACGAGGGAUGGUGCUGGCCCGGAAGCAGCUCCUGGACCGACUUCUUCAACCCUGCCGCUUGGGACUGGUGGAAGUCUAUGUUCAAGACACAGCCCGGCGACAAGUGGUCCUGGACAAAGAGCACGACUGAUAUCCACAUCUGGAACGACAUGAACGAGCCGUCUGUUUUCAACGGGCCUGAAAUCACCAUGCCGAAGGAUAACAUUCAUUAUGGAGGUUGGGAGCACAGAGAUAUUCAUAACAUCAAUGGAAUGCUCUUUUCGAACCUCACAUACCAAGCCGUCGCUGAGCGUACAGAUCCGCCGACACGUCCUUUUGUGCUUACUCGUGCAUUCUAUGCCGGUUCUCAACGUUUCGGUGCUAUGUGGACGGGCGACAACCUCGGCACCUGGGAACAUAUGGCUGUCGGUGUCAAGAUGGUUCUAGCCAAUGGUCUCGGUGGGUUGAGCUUUGCAGGAUCUGACGUCGGUGGCUUCUUCAGCAAUCCCGAGCCAGAGAUGCUGGUGAGGUGGUAUCAAGUCGGUGCUUUCGCGCCGUUCUUCAGGGCGCAUGCCCACAUCGACACCAAGCGCCGCGAACCCUUCCUUCUUGAAGACCCGUACAAGGGCAUCGUAAAGGAUGUUCUGAAGCUGAGGUACACCAUGCUGCCCAUCUGGUACACCGCCUUCAGAGAGACUACCGUUACUGGCAUGCCGAUCUUGAGGCCCCAGUUCAUUAUGUUCCCUAAAGACAAGGCCGGCUUCGACAUGGACGACCAGUACUACAUCGGUUCCACUGGUCUCCUCGUCAAGCCCAUCACGGAGAAGGGCACAACCGAGACGACAGUUCAUCUCGCCGAGGAUCAGGUCUACUACGACUACUUCAACAACUACGCCUACCGCGGCGCUUCUAAAGGCAAGGACAUCACUGUAGCAGCUGCUCUCAACCAAAUCCCUCUUUUCGUUCGUGGCGGCUCGAUCUUGGCAACCCGCGAGCGUCCCCGCCGUGCAUCCUCGCUCAUGAAGCACGACCCCUUCACCCUACGUGUCGCCCUCAACAAAGCAGGCUUCGCCCGCGGCGAGCUCUACCUCGACGACGGCGUCACCUACGACCACACAAAGGGUGACCUCAUCUGGCGUGAGUUCGUCGCCGAGAAGGCCGGAAAGAAGGGUCUAAGAAUCAGGAGUCAGGACCUGGGCAAGGCCAAACCCACAGAGGCGGUCGAUGGCGUGGCUCUGGCGAGCUACAACCCUGCCAACUCCUUCGCGAAGAGCGUUGAGCAUGUGCGGGUGGAGAAGAUCAUUGUGGUCGGCCUAGCAAGCAAGCCCACGAGCGUCAAGGUUGAGGGUGGGAAGGAGCUAGUAUGGGAGUAUACCUCUGGUCUAGCUGCUGGUGAUAAGAAAGAGGGCACCGCAAGCGUGUUGGCAAUCAAGGAUCCUAAGGCCCUCAUUGCGAAGGAUUGGGCUAUUGUCAUUCAGUAG